Molecule: messenger RNA, 1008 nt
Organism: Pelecanus crispus (Dalmatian pelican)
Lineage: Eukaryota; Metazoa; Chordata; Aves; Pelecaniformes; Pelecanidae
Source: RefSeq, a predicted model, not a curated record
AUGAACAAGAACAGCAAUAUUACGGAAUAUGUGAUAAAGUACAGCAAAAGUACCUCUGAGCCUGAUUCACGAAGAACAUACACUCUACAGAAUUACUUGAACAAUGAUUAUAAGUACAGAACACAUAAUUUGCAGUGGAUUUCAGGAAAUCAGUAUCUUCACAAAACAGCUAAUGGGGACAUCCUAUGUAUCAAAGCUGAAGACGGAACAUCCUCAGUAAUCCUGGCGAAUACAACAUUAGAUAAAUACGAGGCGACCACAGUUAUAUUGUCUCCGGACCAAAAGUUUGCUCUUCUGCAGUACAGCUAUACAAAGUUGUGGAGGCAUUCCUACACAGCUUCGUAUCACAUCUAUGAUUUCAAUACCAGUUCUAUCUUGGUUGACACACUACUACCUAAUGAUACACAAUAUAUAUCCUGGUCACCUGUUGGUCACAAACUGGCAUAUGUUUGGAAAAAUAAUGUUUAUAUAAAAGCUUCACCAACAGCAGAACCUGUGCAAAUCACUAAAAAUGGAGAAGAAAAUAAAAUUUUCAAUGGAAUACCAGAUUGGGUUUAUGAAGAGGAAAUGUUUGGCACCCAUUUUGCUCUGUGGUGGUCUCCAAAUGGCAAUUUUGUGGCAUAUGCAGCAUUUAAUGAUACAGAAGUUCCUGUUAUAGAGUAUUCCUUUUAUUCUGAGGACACCUUGCAGUAUCCAAAGACCAUUAGAAUCCCAUAUCCCAAGGCAGGAGCUAAAAAUCCAACUGUGCAAUUAUUUAUUGUGAAUACCAGUUCGCUUCCUGCUUUCGACUCUGUUGAAAUUUCUCCACCUGCAGAAAUAAAAUCAGGGGAUCAUUAUUUGAGUGUUGUAACAUGGGUGACAGAUGAAAGGAUCUGCCUGCAGUGGCUCAGAAGAAUUCAGAAUUUUUCAGUCCUCACAGUCUGUGACUUUGAAAAUGCUACUGGAAACUGGUCAUGUCCACAGGAAAAACAAUUUACGGAACAAAGUACAACUGGCUGGAUUGGCAGA